UUGAAUAGUUAGGGUUCCUCCGGCGGAGGAGGAGAGCGUUCCAGGUAGAGCGGGAGAUUUUCUUGCGCUGUGACUGCGGCGGGGCGCCCGCCAUGGCGAAUCUCAUGAGCGAGCUCGAGCGCUUCGAGGCAGAGAUCAAGGAUUUGGGAUCGGAGCUCACGACGCCUCUCUCGCGCUCUUCGCCGCCACGCCCGCCUCCAAUGAUCGGCCCUUCUCCUUCACCUCCGGCUUCAAUCCAGGCACCGAUUGGUCCGACUACUAGACCGAUUCAAAUUAGGCCGGCUCCACCUCCAAGCUCGCAGUUCACAUACUUGAGCCAACCAUUCUCAGCGCCACAAGUCACUCCAACCUUCUAUACUCACGUACCAUUCCAGCCACAGUAUCAGCAGCCUCCAACCUCGGCUGUGAUUCAAGCGCCGCAGUACCAUUACCAAGGACUCUACCAAGGUGCUCCAGACCUUUACAAUCACCCUCAACAACAACAAGCCCAAGUUUUGUUUCAAAAGGACGCACAGACUAUAAACCCGGAAGCGCUGGAGAAUGUAAAAGCCGCUCUUGCUAGUGGUGACAACGAGCAGAAAUCAGAGGCAAAGAAGCGAGCAAUUCCUCGGAAAGCAGCUGGACAAUCUUGGGAGGAUUCCACUCUCGGAGACUGGCCAGAAAAUGAUUUUCGUUUGUUUUGUGGGGAUUUGGGGAACGAGGUUAACGACGAAGUACUAACCAAAGCUUUUACAAGAUUUCCGAGUUUCAACAUGGCUCGAGUAGUUCGUGACAAGCGUACGGGGAAAACGAAGGGUUAUGGAUUCGUGAGCUUCUCCAGUGCUGCUGAUCUUGCCUUUGCGAUGAAAGAAAUGAAUGGCAAGUACGUUGGUAACAGGCCGAUCAAGCUUCGGAAGAGCACUUGGAAAGAAAGGACUGACUACGAGGCACUUGAAAAGCAGAAGAGCUUCAAGAGACCGAAGAUCGUGAAGAAAAACGUUCUACACAAAUAAAAGAAAUACAAAGAAUGAAAAGGAACACACUGCUGUACUGAUUUAAUCGAUCAUUCAUUGUUCCAUUGGUC
Messenger RNA from Selaginella moellendorffii, 1063 nucleotides. Its product is annotated as RNA-binding protein 42. Bases 93 to 992 code for a protein of 299 amino acids. NCBI's taxonomy places the organism in Eukaryota, Viridiplantae, Streptophyta, Lycopodiopsida, Selaginellales, Selaginellaceae. The transcript is spliced from 7 exons. The record is from RefSeq and is a predicted model, not a curated record. Gene Ontology annotation, molecular function: mRNA binding.